UUUGGGGGAUUUAUUCGGAUUUAUUUAAAGGUGCUUCUGUGUUUGCUCUGAUGUAUCAGUGGGAUUUGUGUCCAUUCUCUGUGACUCCGGCUGCCAGUCUUCUGGCCCGAUGCGUCUCCAGAGGAGUUCUGUCACAGGAGGAAAUAGACUCCGCCUCCUUCAGACAGAACAGUGUUCUCUCAUCGCACCUCCAUGAGGCUGAAGAAGAAAUCAGAUUAAAGAGACGACUACAGGAGUUGCAACUGGAGUUGGAGCUGCUGGAGGAGGAGAAGAAGAGCGCCGACAUCACUCACAACGUCUACCUCAGUCGCAGAUUCCAGGUAUUGCAGUCAUUCUGCUCUCACCUUCAGGAUCUCCUGAAGGAUCACAGCACUCUCAGGCAGAGACUAAUGAGGCCUCUGGGUCGUUCCAACCUGCCUGUUCAAGCUCACCUGCACAGGUUUGUGGUGGAUGUCAUGAAGAUGCUGUUGGACUUCGUGGAGACUCUGGAGGAGAAGCUGAACGCCAUUCGCAGUGGCCCCAGCGCCAGUCAUCACUUUGACCAUCUGAAUACUGCUCUUGCCCAGUUCCUGACUCAGGUGGCAGAAGUGCAGAGUUUGUCCAGUCAGAUUCUCCAGUGGAAGGAAGUCCACAGCAGUGUGCUGAGUGACAGCUCCACAUGAUGACCUCUGAGCCUACUGGACUAGCCUCUUUUCCACCUACCCUGCAAUGUGGAGCGUGACAAGAACAUUGUCAUUUUAUAUUUGGAACAAGGGCCUUGUUUUGGCAGUGUCUGAUAUAGUUGUGAAAUAUGUGAUAUGACCUUUGUUUUUUCAGUCGACCAGCUGAUCGGUGGCUGAGGUCAUGUGAUUAUUGCUGCCUGUGAGGCACCAUAUCUCAAAAAGUUGUACAUGCACAGAGACCAGAAAUAAGAUCCAGAUUUCUUUCAGAAUUAUCAGUUUGUUACUUUGUGUAAUUUGACGUUGCGUAUCUCAUCGCAAUGCACCUUUUUAUGUCGAACAUUUUUACUUAGCUUGUAGAUAUGGUACCGCAGGCAAACUGCGAGUUGCUGUUAACAUGGUGCCCAUUUUGAUUUAAACUAUACCCAGCCUCACAGUUUGCUUAGCCCUCAGCUUGAAAUUCCGUAACUGCAUCCUGUACAACUUUGAUGCUGUGAUGUCCCCCUUUAUCUCAAGAUGUUCAGAGGUUUCUUAUUGGGGGAAAAAGGAAUAUGGGAUGUCGAAGAGGGGAAAAAGCAGACAUUAUGACAAAAAAUUGUGGAUACUUUUUUCAUAAUGUUGUGGAGUCGAGGACCUGGGGUCAGACAAGAUGAGGUCGUGGUCAACAUCUCCUUUUAAAACUUUGCCUUUUAUUUCUUGGUUUAAUAAAAAUGUACU
This is a messenger RNA of Thalassophryne amazonica, 1376 nucleotides long. RefSeq names its product HAUS augmin like complex subunit 2 (gene haus2). Gene Ontology annotation, cellular component: HAUS complex; centrosome; mitotic spindle microtubule. Gene Ontology annotation, biological process: microtubule nucleation; spindle assembly; centrosome cycle. The coding region runs from base 51 to 662 and encodes 203 amino acids. The transcript has 7 exons. The record is from RefSeq and is a predicted model, not a curated record. Lineage: Eukaryota; Metazoa; Chordata; Actinopteri; Batrachoidiformes; Batrachoididae.